AUGUAUCCUUUCAACAUAUCUAGAAGGGUUGUGAGCUUUCCCUGUUACGGUAAUGAAGAUAAUGUCCCCCUUUUUUUGACUAGCGAGAAAGCUUGGGUUCCUCUCUUCUAUUCGAUUCUUUCAACUACUGUGCCGACAAAAUCGCCCGCUUAUAUGUCCACAGCAACGUCCAAAGCCACGCCUUCUUUCCGCUUACGCAAUAUUGCAUACAUAUCUAUCUAUCUAUCUAUCUUUCUAUCUCUGUUUUUUCAUAUCUAUAUAUAUAUAUAUAUAUAUAUCUAUAUAUCUAUCUAUCUAUGCCUUUUCAUAUCUGUUUCUUCAUAUCUAUCUAUCUAUCUAUCUAUCUAUCUAUCUAUCUAUGUCUUUUCAUAUCUGUUUCUUCAUAUCUAUCUAUCUAUCUAUCUAUCUAUCUAUCUAUCUAUCUAUCUAUCUAUGUCUUUUUCAUAUCUUUUCUUCAUAUCUAUCUUUCUAUCUAUCUAUCUAUCUAUGUCUUUUCAUAUCUGUUUCUUCAUAUCUAUCUAUCUAUCUAUCUAUCUAUCUAUGUCUUUUCAUAUCUGUUUCUUCAUAUCUAUCUAUCUAUCUAUCUAUCUAUCUAUGUCUUUUCAUAUCUGUUUCUUCAUAUCUAUCUAUCUAUCUAUCUAUCUAUCUAUCUAUCUAUCUAUGUCUUUUCAUAUCUAUCUAUCUUCAUCUAUCUAUCUAUCUAUCUAUCUAUCUAUCUAUGUCUUUUCAUAUCUAUGUUUCUUCAUAUCUAUCUAUCUAUCUAUCUAUCUAUCUAUCUAUCUGAUUGUCUAG
This is a messenger RNA of Acanthosepion pharaonis, 792 nucleotides long. Lineage: Eukaryota; Metazoa; Mollusca; Cephalopoda; Sepiida; Sepiidae. The record is from the annotation of a GenBank genome assembly.